Penicillium robsamsonii is the source of this 2202-nucleotide messenger RNA. RefSeq names its product kinetochore-associated Ndc80 complex subunit NDC80. Bases 1 to 2202 code for a protein of 733 amino acids. Gene Ontology annotation, biological process: attachment of mitotic spindle microtubules to kinetochore. The transcript has 2 exons. The record is from RefSeq and is a predicted model, not a curated record. Lineage: Eukaryota; Fungi; Ascomycota; Eurotiomycetes; Eurotiales; Aspergillaceae. Gene Ontology annotation, cellular component: Ndc80 complex.
AUGUCGCAAGAUACUGGGCUUUUCAGUAUUAAGCGCCCCCGAGAAACUCUCGGAAGUGUGCAAAAUUUCUCCGCCAUCCCACAACCGCAGUCGGCACUGAAACGCGCAAGCUCUAUCGGAUUCCAAAACCCCCAGUUCAGCUCUCAGAACCACCGAACUUCCUUGAUGGGCUCCACUGGUCGCCCGCAGCAGCCCAAUUUUACGCGCAUGUCAAUUGGUGGACCAUAUGGCGCUGAUGCCGGUCUUUCGUCUGUUCGCCGCUCAGUGUCUAGCAACAUGUUCACUGGAGCCAGUGCCAGUCGGCAGAGCUACGCGCCAGGGUCUCUUUCCUCGAAUCCGGCGCCUCCUCAGAACCCACAGCGCAGAAGCAGUGUAUUUUCACGACCGUCAACUGGUGGAGGGCCUAUGGGACAUCAAUCAUUCUUCACUCAAGUUCCUACCGUGGCUGGUGUUCCCAGAGACCCGCGCCCUCUCAGAGACCGAGCUUUCCAGGCACGAAUUGGCCAGGAACUGUUGGAAUAUUUGACUAUUCAUGGGUUCGAGUUGGAGAUGAAACAUUCCUUGGGGCAGAAUACUCUUCGCUCACCAACCCAAAAGGAUUUCAACUUUAUCUUCCAGUGGCUCUACCAUCGGAUCGAUCCAGGAUACAAGUUCCAAAAAGCAAUGGACUCCGAAGUACCGCCAAUCCUGAAACAGCUAAGAUACCCGUAUGAGAAAGGCAUUACGAAGUCACAAAUCGCAGCCGUUGGUGGCCAGAACUGGUCAACAUUCCUCGGAAUGCUACAUUGGUUGAUGCAAUUGGCACAGAUGAUGGAUCGCUAUCAAUCUGGCGAGUAUGAUGAUGCCUGCGCUGAGGCGGGUGUCGAUGUCACCGGUGAUCGCAUUAUUUUCCGCUUCCUCACUCAAGCUUAUCAUGAUUGGCUACAGGGUGGUGAAGAUGAAGACGAUGACACCGCGGAGAAGCGGUUGAUUCCGCACGUUGAAAGCAUGUCGCGAGAAUUCGCCCAUGGCAACGAGCGGUACGUACAGGAAAUGGAGGCACUAGAGGUGGAAAAUCAGGCACUUCGUGACCAAAUCGAGGAAGUGGAGAAGAGUGCUCCUGACAUCGCCAAGUUGGAUAAACAUUUCCGUAUCUUGGAGGAUGAUAAGAGAAAAUUUGAGGAUUAUAACCAGAACGUCAAGGGCAAAAUUGAAAAAUACGAGACUCGCAUCAAAUUCCUUGACGCGGAGAUCCAAAAAACCGAUGCCGAUCUCCAGGCCACUGAAUCUGAGCGUUCCGAUCUCCAGGCAAGUGUUGAUCGUCAAGGCAUCACUAUCCAGGAUAUCGACCGCAUGAACUCCGAGCGCGAACGUCUGCAGAAGAAUCUCGAGGAUACCGUGGCUCGCCUAGAAGAGGCCCAUGCCCGUGUUAUGGAGAAGGAAGCGGAAGCCAGCCAGAAACUGGAAGAUCUGGAACAGAUCGUGAAAGCUUACAAUACUCUUGGCUACCAAACUAGCUUGAUUCCUGCAGCUGCCGAGAACGCCAAGGGCCAAGACUAUGAGCUUAGGCUGAAUAUUAAUGAGAGCAAUUUCUCCGCGAGCCAGAUUGGUGGUCCUCCUAACCGAAUUUCUCCGGAGGGGGACCGCCUACUGGCGGAGCCUUUCACUGGCUACCACCCGGCUCAUUUGCUCAGUUUGGAUCUACGGGGCUCAGUCCGAAACAGCCUGCAGGCACUCCGAAAAGAGAUCAACGAACGACGGAAGCAAGGGAUCGAUGACGACCUUGACCGUCGCAAUCUACUCGAUAACAUCAAAGAGGCAAUGGACGAGAAACGAAGCGAGGUCGAGGCCCUAGAGCACCGACGCCGGGCAGCAGAAGAAGAGUUUGAACGAACAAAGGAAAUAACGACUACUCAGAAGCUGGCCUCCGAUGCCCAAAUUGAGAAGAUGGAGAAAGAGUUGGCGAAGAUGCGCGCUACGCUCAGUGACAGUGUACAGUUGAUGGAGCAGCGCGAGAUGAACACCAAUAUCGAAUAUGAACAACUGACGCUUCGGGCAAAUGCUCUCCGAGAGGAGUUGCACACUAACGUCGAAACAAUGCUUAACGAUGUGAUUCGCUUCAAAGUACAUGUUCAAAAAGGUCUUGAGGACUACGAGAGCUUUGUUGUCGACGAGGUGGAACAAGAGCUUGGAGGCGAAGAGGUUCUCGAAGAGGAGCUUUAA